Arachis duranensis is the source of this 621-nucleotide messenger RNA. RefSeq lists its product as uncharacterized. NCBI's taxonomy places the organism in Eukaryota, Viridiplantae, Streptophyta, Magnoliopsida, Fabales, Fabaceae. Bases 1 to 621 code for a protein of 206 amino acids. The transcript has a single exon. The record is from RefSeq and is a predicted model, not a curated record.
AUGCCGCUCUAUGCCAAGUUCUUAAAAGAACUUAUGACAAGGAAAAGAAACUGGGGUGAGAAAGAAACUGUGGUACUUACUGAAGAGUGCAGUGCUAUAAUACAAAAGAAGCUCCCCCAGAAAUUGAAAGACCUUGGGAGUUUUCAAAUCCCAUGUAUCAUUGGGGAUAUGAACGUUGAGAAGGCAUUAUGUGACCUCGGAGCAAGCAUAAAUCUCAUUUCUUUGGCCAUGAUGAAAAGAAUGAGAAUAGAGGAAGCCAAGCCAACAAGAAUGGCACUUCAAUUGGCUGACAGAACGUUUAAAUUCCCCUAUGGUGUGGUGGAAGAUCUAUUGGUGAAAGUGGGAGAAUUCAUCUUCCCAGCUUAUUUUGUUGUGCUUGACGUGGAGGAAGAAGCCAGCACAUCUAUCAUCCUAGGAAGGCCAUUCCUAGCUACUGCUGGAGCUAUAAUUGAUGUUCAAAAAGAGGAGCUAGUCUUGAGAUUACAUGAAGAGAAGAUAGUUUUUAAUGUCUUCAAGGCAAUGAGCUGCCCCAAGGAAGUCAUUAGUGAAUGCAUGAUGCUGGAUACCAUUGAAAACUUGGUUCAAGGAUUCCUAGAGGAGGAACAAUGUGAAGAAACCUAA